Prunus armeniaca (apricot) is the source of this 819-nucleotide messenger RNA. The record is from the annotation of a GenBank genome assembly. Lineage: Eukaryota; Viridiplantae; Streptophyta; Magnoliopsida; Rosales; Rosaceae.
AUGUUGAGGGUUGCGGCGAGGAGGCUCUGUUCUGUGUCUGCGUCGCCAUGGAGGCCCAAUCAGGCCGCCACCGCAUCCUCCUCUGUCCUGUCUCGGAAUCUCAUCGACGGCCGUGACUCCUCCGAUGACCUCAGAUCCAUCUAUUUCACCACUGACUUCUAUCUUCCUUCCAGAGGUUUUGCGUCUGAUUCAUUGACCCCAUCAAAGGACAACAACUUAGUUCCAGAUGUUCCUCCAACUGUGGCAGCUGUUAAGAAUCCUACUUCAAAGAUAGUUUAUGAUGAUUACAACCAUGAGCGUUACCCUCCAGGUGACCCCAGCAAGCGGGCAUUUGCCUACUUUGUCCUCACAGGCGGUAGGUUUGUCUAUGCUUCUCUGAUUCGUCUGCUUGUCCUCAAGUUUGUGCUAAGCAUGUCAGCCAGUAAGGAUGUUCUUGCCAUGGCCUCGCUCGAGGUUGAUCUCUCCAGCAUAGAACCAGGUGCAACUGUGACUGUGAAGUGGCGUGGAAAGCCAGUCUUCAUCAGGCGCCGAACUGACGAUGAUAUCAAGCUGGCAAAUAGUGUAGAUGUUAAUUCUCUUCGUGAUCCCCAGCAAGAUGCUGAGAGGGUGAAAAACCCAGAAUGGCUUAUUGUUGUUGGGGUCUGCACACAUCUGGGUUGCAUUCCCUUGCCAAAUGCUGGUGACUUUGGUGGAUGGUUUUGCCCAUGCCAUGGUUCCCACUAUGAUGUUUCUGGAAGGAUCCGCAAGGGACCAGCACCAUACAACUUGGAGGUACCCACAUAUACCUUCUUGGAUGAGAACAAGUUAUUGAUUGGUUAA